AUGUUCCAAAGAACCAUCCUUGGAUCCGGGAUAUGUGCUAAGUUACACAGACAAGCUCCUCGGGUCCUUGUAUCUGGAUUUGGUACUCCGAUCAGUGGGGUUUCCGAGUUUCCACAGAAUGCCCGUGCCUUUUCCGGUGUUAUCCGUUCCUCGAUUUUUGGAACCAUGGGCACCAGACUCGACUCACCCAGCAUAUCUAAUAAUCUCUCCUCAACAUAUGCUCUAAAUUUCAAGAGUUCCAUUCACUUCGGUAAACCAGCCGAAGAUGUGGCAGGAAGAACCACUCCCUUGAGGUCCUUGGAUUACGUCAAGGGAUUGCUCAACGAGAGGCGGAGUAAUGACUCGAACCCGAGGCGCCUGCCACAGCAGCCCCCUCGUGCUGACUCGUUCCGUGGCAAACUCCAAGAGAGAGGGAACAGCUUCAACGGGCGGGCCCCGCUCUACCAGCAGCCUCAGUUGGAGGCUAAUGCGGACAUUGUCCACAUAAAACUGAUGCGAAACAACUCCUUCGUGACAGUCACGGACUCCAAGGGAAACAAGAAGUUUGGUGUCACGGCCGGACAGCUGGCGGGCAAGGGUGGCAAGCUGGGCCGUUACUCGGGUGAAGCGGCCGCGGAGAAUGUAGGGCGGAGGGUGAGGCAGAUGAAAACAAGGUCAGUGGUCGUGAAGGUGAAUGGGUUCACGUUUUUCAGGAGGAAGAAGGAUGCUAUCCUGAGCUUUAGGGACGGGUACUCGAACUCGAGGAGUGAUGUGAACCCAGUCGUUUAUCUCGAAGACACGACCCGUAAGCCGCACAAUGGUUGCCGUCGCCCCAAGAAACGCCGCAUCUGA
Striga hermonthica is the source of this 831-nucleotide messenger RNA. Lineage: Eukaryota; Viridiplantae; Streptophyta; Magnoliopsida; Lamiales; Orobanchaceae. The record is from the annotation of a GenBank genome assembly.